Molecule: messenger RNA, 873 nt
Organism: Sporothrix brasiliensis 5110
Lineage: Eukaryota; Fungi; Ascomycota; Sordariomycetes; Ophiostomatales; Ophiostomataceae
Exons: 2
Coding region: 1-873 (290 amino acids)
Biological process (GO): mRNA splice site recognition
Cellular component (GO): U2-type prespliceosome; U1 snRNP
Molecular function (GO): mRNA binding
Source: RefSeq, a predicted model, not a curated record
AUGGCGGCAGAGCAAAGAAAGCUGCUCGAGCAGCUCAUGGGCGGCGGCGUCGCGUCGCGCGGGGCGCAGCUGUCCCUCAACGACCCCAAGGUGUGCCGCUCGUACAUUGCGGGCACCUGUCCGCACGACCUCUUCACCAACACCAAGCAGGACCUGGGCAUGUGCCCCAAGGUGCACUCGGAGGCGCUCAAGGCCGAGUACGAGGCCCUGUCGCCGGCCGACCGCGCCAGCAAGUACGGCUUCGAGUACGACUACAUGCGCGACCUACAAAAGUACAUUGAGGAGUGCAACCGGCGCAUCGAGAUUGCGCAGCGGCGGCUGGACAAGACGCCCGACGAGAUCCGGCAGACAAACGCCCUGCUGCGCGCCAUUGGCGAGCUGAACAGCGCGAUUGCCGAGGCCCUCGUCGAGGUCGAGGUGCUCGGCGAGGCCGGGCUCGUCGGGCUCGCACUGGACGAGCUCGUGCGCGUGCGGCAGACGACGCAGGCGCGCGUCGACAAGGAGAAGGAGCUCAAGGCGCUGAGCGACACGAGCGGGCCGUCGGGCCACCAGAAGCUGCAGGUGUGCGACGUGUGCGGCGCGUACCUGAGCCGCCUGGACAACGACCGGCGGCUGGCGGACCACUUUUACGGCAAGAUGCACCUGGGGUACGCGCAGAUGCGGAAGACGUACGAGACGCUCUCCAAGGAGGUGCGCGGCGGUCGACGGCCGCCGUUGUCCGUGUCUGUGGGCGGCGGCGGUGGUGAUGGGCCGGACCACGGCGACGGCAGCGCGACGCCCAACUCGGCCAGCGGCGGGUACAGCGACCGGGGAUGGGCAAGGAGUGGUCGGGGUGGUGGCGGCGGUGGGCGGAGGAACCGGCCGAGGUGGUGA